UCGACGUCUCCUUAGUGACCAUUUGAUGCGGCAACAUGGAUUCUUAUUUUAACAUUUGCUGAAGUUGACGCUAAAAAAUUACAAAAUGACUGAUAUACUUUGUAAAUGGCUCAACGAUGAGCUGAGUAUAACACAGCAAGUCGACCAAGUAACUUUUGCCAGAGAAUUUGCAUCGGGAUAUCUCAUUGGAGAAGUCCUAAACAAGUAUCAGCUUCAGAAUGAUUUUGAUCAAUUCUCUCAAAGCAAAACUGCAGACUCAAAGCUCAACAACUUUACAAGAAUUGAGCCAGUUCUGCAUCUUCUUGGAAUUCCAUUUGAUACAAAUGUUGCUCGUGAUGUGAUGACCGAGAAACAUGGUGUGGCCACACGUCUUAUGUAUCAGCUCUAUGUGGCGCUAAACAACAAGAAAAAGGCCAAUCUUACUGGAGUGGCCAUGGAAACAAUGCGACCAGCUGCCCCAGCUAAACUGAAUGCUGUGGAAAGUGGAAUCUACAAAGAAAGACUAAAGCAUGCCACUCCAAGGCAGACUGAUCUGAAUCUGGAGGCCUUGGUGCAAACUUUUCAUGAGAAACAGAUAGAAAUGGAACAAGUGGCCUUUGCUGACAGGUUCCGGGAGCAGGAGAGGAUAAAGCAGCAACAACAGGACCAGAGAAGAGCUCUGUUAGCUAGGUCUCAGAGACUGAGGGAAAAACAAAGUGAAAUUGUGGCCAAGAUACAAGCUGCCACUGUCAACAUACCCAAACCCCCACCAGAGCAGACAGCUAAAGCCAUCCAAAGGAGGAGAGAACUGAGGAGACGAAGGGAGGCAACUGAAACAGUAGAAGCUAUUUCUCAGUUUGAAGACAAGAUGAAGAUGAUUUUACCGCCAUCUAAAGAUGAUGAGGGGGAGGUGAUAGAUGUGCAGUACAUUUUGACGAGAGAUGAGGAUCGUCUGCUGGAUGCCAUCGAGCUGAUUAAGCCGGCCUCUAAUGACGACUACAUCGGGAAGAUCAGAAAGAGGCUGCAGGAAGAUGAAUCCGCACGAGCGGAGCGUGAGAAGAGGAGGAGGAAAGUUCUGGUGGAUCAGAUGAAGGCUCACGAAGCUCAGGAGGAGGCAAGACGAGAGGAGAUGUUGGUAAAUCGUUUGAUGAGACAAUCCCAGCAGGAGAGAAGGAUAGCAGUCCAGCUGCUGCAGGCACGGCACGAGAAGGAGGUGAUCAGGAAGAACAGGAUCAUCAGGGAGAAACAGUACGAAGACCGACGACUCAAGGACUUCGUGGAUGCUCUCAACAGAGAAGCUGAAAUGGCCCGCUUGGCCAAACUUGAGUACGAGGAACAGACCAAGAAGGACCAGGAACUCCAUGAUAAGAUAGCAGCGGAGCGCGCGGAGGCCCGAUACACCAAACAUUAUGAGAGCUGUAACGAGGUUGUCAAUCAGCUGGUCGAUUUCGCUUGUAAAGUGGCCGAAUAUAGAGAACUGACUGAAAAAUUAGUUCCAGCUAAGUUAAUGAGAGAUUGGAAGUCAUUGUUUGUCUCUGGCAAGCCUUUGUAUGAACAAGCCCCACCCCCCGAGUCGACUGAACCCUCCCCAGAGCAGAUACUGGAGGAGGAGAGACAGGCCCUGCUGGAUGAAGGUGACUUCACUGAGUAUAAGACUAUGACAGGAGAGUGGCAGCCACCAGAAGCAGGGGAGGUAAUCCAGCCUCCAAAGGACAACCCAAUCACAGGGCACGUCAUACAGCGACUCUUCAAUAUGGUGUCUCCCCCAACUCCACCCCCACCACCUCCCGAGUUUCCUCCCUUCCCCAUUCGAGCCUGUGUUCUGGGGAAAGUAUUCAGUGGAAAAUCUUCUAUUGUGCAACAACUGGCUAAGGAACACAGACUUCAGGUCCUCGAUGUAGAUACAUUAGUCAGUGAGGCUGUACAAGCUCAUGAGAAUGGAGAAACAAUGGCAGUACAGGACAAGAAAAAAUCUAACAAAGUAAAAAAGGAACCAGAAGUAGAGGAGAAAGCACCAGAGACUUCGGACCAAACCCCACAGCCCCAAGGAAUUACAAUAAAUAUACGAGCCCCCACGGGGGAGGGUUCAGUCACUCUACCAGAGACCCAACCUGAGGUGGCCCCCACACCGUCUGAUAACCCGACAGAGGAGGCACCAAAGACGGAAUCUGAUCAGACGGCACCCCCAGCCACAGAGGCCCCACCCCCUGAGCCCACCCCUCCCAGUCCCGUCAAACGUACAAAGUCUAAAGGACCCAAAGACAAGAAACAAGUGCCCGGUGAACCAGAGCCAACCCCUAAAGCCAAGCUUGGAGCCAAGGCCCUGAAAUACUUAAAGAAAGGACAGCCUGUGGAUGACCAAGUGAUUGUAGACAUCCUCAUAGAAACCAUCAGAUGGAUCCCUGAGGAGACUGGAUGGAUCAUAGAUGGAUUUCCUACAAACUUGUACCAGGCUAAGGUUCUAGAGAAAGCACUGACUGGAUUUGCAGCUGGUGAUAAAAAGGACGAUAAAACUGGAAAAAUGAAGAGGUCUAACCUGGUCAAGGACCCCCGCCCACCCCCUCCCCCCGCGGAGCCUGCCAGUGGUCUGGAUGUGGUGGUCAGCUUUGAUGUCCCUGAUGAGUUGUGUCUGAAGAGAGCAGCAGGUCGAUUGUAUGGCGUACAAGCCAAUGAACAAUACCACCAGGAAUUCAAUCCGCCACCAGAGGGCAGCAUGACAGGUGUAGGCAAACAGGAGCUAGUGGUUCCUGUUCAGGAUAAGUCACAUGACCAGGAUCAAAUCCAGCAGAGGAUAACCAAAUACUUGGACUCGUGGCCCAAGGUUGAGAAGUGGUACAAUAAGUUUGGGGUGCUGGCUCAUGUGGAUGCCUCUGCAGAAAUGCGUACUGUGUAUCUAGAAGUGGAGAAGGUUCUAGAGGAUACACUAGCCAAGCUACAAGGAAUCGGUCAGGAACCAGAGCCUGCCCCUUUAGAGCCCGUGGAGGAAAAGAAAGAAGAGCCACCAGCACCACCUCCAGAACCACCAAAAGAGGAGCCACCAGUGGAGGAGAAAACUUCUAGGUCUUCAUCCAGAAAAGGCUCAGGGAAGAAAUCUCGACCAUCCUCUUCUAGGAGUAAAUCCCCUAAGUCACCCAAAGACAAGGAUAAGAAGGGGAGGGACAAGAGCUCCUCCCCAAAACGUUCUGCCAGCAGUAAAAAGUCUGAGGCAGGCAGCAAGAAAGGCAGCAGGGGUUCAUCACCAAAGUCCAAGAAAGGCUCUGGUAAGAAGGGUAAGACUCCUGAACCUGAACCAGAGCCAGAACCUCAGGAACCCACAGGACCUCCUCCACCAGAACCAGGAUCUGAGGAGUGGGAGUUUGUGGACUUACCUCUUGAAAAGGAAUUGGCUGAAGUUUUGGCAAAAUAUUGGGAGAACGUGGAGAAAACAUACGUUGGGAAUAGUAAAUAUGUGUUCCGUAAGCUGAGAGAGGAAAGAGAAAACAUUUACAGAUAUUUCUAUCAGAUCAAGAAGGACUACCUGUCGUAUUUACGGAGACCAGACAACAAACAGGUGUAUGUCAACCAAUGGCAGAAGGAAUAUAAUGAUGUCCCUGAUGACAUGCGUGAAGACGAAGAAACGAAAGCAGAACUCCACCAGCGGGUAGAUGACCUCAGGGUCAAACUGUGGGACAUCUGUGACGAAAGGAAGGCCCAGGCAGAGAAGGAAAGACAAGCCAUCAUAGACGAUGGCUGGCUGGACGAUCACCUAGGCCUGCUCAGUAACUUCUACCUGACACAGAUGCAGGCAGAGGUGGACCGAUACCAGGACACUGUCAGAAUGUUGAAGGACUACUAUAAAGGCAUGGAUGGACAUUAUCCAGAGGAACUCAAUGCCAACUUUGCUAGGCUUCCUCUCAUCGAGCUUCCUGUGGAGAGAGCUGAAUCCCCUGAUAAAUCAGAGAGUGAGACGGCCUCCAACCCACCCCCAGCAGAGGAGAGAAGGGACAGCGCCAAAUCUGACCGCCCCAAGUCUAGCCGCUCCAAAUCUGGCCGCUCUAAAUCCCCCAAGUCCCCCAAGGAGAGGAAGUCUAGAACCCCCUCAGCCAAGAAGAGAGACAAGAGCAAGGAAAAGAAAGAGUCGACAGAGCAGGUUCCCACAGACGAAACAGGCAAAAAGAAAAUCCCCUUGGUGCCUCGGAGACCUGUAUCCCCUGAUCCGGAUUCCAAGGCAGCAGGAGCUGGUAAGGACAAGAAGGAUAAGAAGCCAGGAAAGAAGGAUGAUGGGGGAACAGAGAGCCCCGCCCCUCCCAUGGAUCCGGACGAGAAACUUCUGUUUGACGGCUACCAAUCAGGAGUCAAUGCUCUGGCCACUAUUCUACAAAGUGAAUUUGCUGCUAAAGAAGCUGAGGAAGAAGCAGAGAGAAAGAGAGAAGAAGAAAUGGAAAGAGAGAAGGCAGCAGCUGCUCAGAAGGCAGCUGCAGGAAACAAAAAGGGGGGCAAGAAGGGCAAGAGUAGGAGCCCCUCCCCCAAAAAGAAGAAGGACGACUCUGCAUCUACCCCCACUCCACCUUCAUCUGAAGAGAUGAGUGAAGAAGAAAGAUUGAAGAAGAAACAGAAAGAAAGGAUGAGAGAGGAGUACUACUUUGCCAUUCAGGGUGAAGAGACUGCCGCUAAGAAAAGACUGGAAUUGAUUAAGGUUCAUGGUAUCGGAGUGUUACAAGAUCUGAAGGCCAAGGCUGACAACACAUAUAAAGAAAUGAAUGAUUGGCUGGGAGCUAGGUUCCUAAAGGAAAUGGAAAGCAUUGAUCACAUGUCAGAAACCAUCCGCUUUGCCAUUGAAAAGCGACAGAAACUGAAACAGGAACUUGUGCUACAACAAGAAGACUUCCUUGUCAAUACCGAGUUAAAAGUAUUGCGCUCUCCAAGCCCCGCCCCACCACCAGUUGUAGAGGAGGUGGUCACGCCUGAACAGUUUUCAGUUAGUCAGUUACUGAAUCUCUACCAACAGUUCACGGCCACAGCUCCUACAGGAGUCAUGUCCAAGCAAUCUUUUGUGGAGACUUUUGAGAACAUGGUGUCUGUGUCCUUUGGAAUGGAGCAACUUCCUGACAUAUGGAUGAACAUCUCUCCUCAACAGGUGCAGGAGAUAGCUAAUGGACUGUCAGCUAAUGUGGAGUAUGUGGACUGGCGGCGGUUCCUGAUCGCGGUGGCCCAGCCUCUACCGUCACCCACACAGACAGAACUACUGGAGACGCUGCAGAAAUUCAGAGAAAUGGACCAAAAAUCCACAGGCUUUGUCACCAGGGAACAAUAUGAUAGGAUGGACAUUUGGUUUGGAUGCAAGUCCUCUAAGGGUGGGGAGUUUGACCGUUCAGCCAAACUGAAGGCAGCUCUGUUCGACUUCUUCGCAGACCACAGUAAAACUCCUCCUGUAAUGAAUUAUGUCAGCAUGCUGAUGUACUUCAGUGCUUCAUCAAACUCCAGUGAAGGAUUCCUACGAGCCUUAAGUGUGGCCUCAGGAACUCACAUGCCACGAUUACCUCGGAAUGAAGUGAGGGCACCCAGUAGAUCUGACAGUAACCCUGAUAUUGUGGAGGACCACUCCCCCUCACCCCCCGUACCGACCGACAUUCCUGAGGAUGCCAUCAAUGCCAGGGUACCACUGGAUGCUCUCUAUCAAGUAUUACAUCACGGAGAGAAUGCCAGUGGUGACAGUCACCGCUUCAGUGUGUCAGCUGAUCCAGAGGACGCCACGUCUAAGGAAAAGCUGUCUAGUGUGUACCAGGAGCUGGGCAGUGAUAAUUUAGAACCUCUUCCCUAUAAAGUCCUCGUGGAACAUCCCCUCAUACAAGAUGUAAUGGCUGCCUGUCAGACAUUUAAAUCCCUGGAUAUUCGUGGAAUACUAAAUAAUCCAACCCAAGAUAUGGAUAUCCACAGCACAAAAACAAUGGAAUAGAAAAGCAAAUGCUUGAAGAAGUGAUCAUUUUUAAGACUAUUUUAACAUUUUCUUGCGUAUAUAUAUACUACUUGGACAGAAAAAAAAUGGAGACUUUAAAUUGUACAUAUGUAAAUGAUUUAUUUCUAUUAUUAAUAUAUAAUAGUAGCAUAAUUUUGAUGUGAACUGAUUAUACUCUUUGCAAUCUGUGAUGGGUGUCACACUUGAUACCCUCACAUACCAGAGGCACUGCAUUUGUCUGUGAUCAGCACCAGGUGAAGGGGAUGUGAAGUGAUGGGAGGGGCAAAUUCAUUACCAACACAAACCGCCAAGGCACAGAUACAUGUACAUUAAUACUGCAUUUUGUUUUGGAUUUGUCACUGGCAUUGUGGACUUCCUAUUAACUUGCGGCUGUCUACAGUAUCUUUAGUCCUUGAAGACUGUUUAUUAAAGAUAUAUUUAAGUGAAAUUUGUAUUUAUUUAAUUUGUGCUAUUUUGAUAUUUUACAAGACUAAGAGCAUUUAUUAUUUGUGAUCGAUACAUGUAAUCUGUGAUAAAACUUUGAAGAAUACAAUUUUGGUUGUUUUUAAUAAACUGAUGAUUACUGAAA
Messenger RNA from Saccostrea cuccullata (small rock oyster), 6503 nucleotides. Its product is annotated as sperm flagellar protein 2-like. Gene Ontology annotation, molecular function: protein binding. The coding region runs from base 86 to 5914 and encodes 1942 amino acids. Lineage: Eukaryota; Metazoa; Mollusca; Bivalvia; Ostreida; Ostreidae. The record is from RefSeq and is a predicted model, not a curated record. The transcript has 43 exons.